This is a messenger RNA of Caenorhabditis bovis, 357 nucleotides long. The record is from the annotation of a GenBank genome assembly. Lineage: Eukaryota; Metazoa; Nematoda; Chromadorea; Rhabditida; Rhabditidae.
AUGGACUACGAGAACGAUCCAGGAUGGCAAUAUCUUCGUCGCUCGAGAGAGCAAAUGCUCGAAGAUCAAUCGAAGCCAUAUGAUUCGAAGAAGAAUUGCUGGAUUCCAGAUGCCGAGGAAGGAUAUUUGGCUGCUGAGAUCACUGCCACCAAGGGCGACCAAGUCACCGUUGUCACCGUCCGCGGAACUGAGCAAACCCUCAAAAAGGAGCUCGUCCAGGAGAUGAACCCUCCAAAGUUCGAGAAGACCGAAGACAUGUCCAACUUGACAUUCCUUAACGAUGCUUCCGUUCUUCACAAUCUCCGUGCUCGUUAUGCUGCGAUGCUCAUCUACAGAUGGUGUAUCGUGCGGCAAUAA